AUGGAAUCCAAAACUGAUUUUCCAAGUACUACCAUCUCAAGUGAAGGAGAUAAGAAGUCGAACAGCAAUUCGCGUAGAGGACGCGGAUCGCGUAAGAAGAAGGAGGAGCAAUGGCGUGAGAAAGUAGGCCAGAAAAUACAAAACGAACGACAGGAGGCGUUCCGUAACAAGUAUGCUCAAGGAUCGGCAAUAUACGAAGCAUUAGAAAGGAUGGCUCAGCAGCCCCAAUCCCGCGCAGUCCCACUGACAGUUUCCACUCGAGGAGUUGGAAUCGCAGCUUCACUCCAGUACCACCACAUGUCAACCACAGGGAACAUACAAGCAAUUGAACAGAUCUGUACCAUAUAUCAAUUCACAUUAAUAUAUUUAAUAGAAUCAAGUUAG
Messenger RNA from Psylliodes chrysocephalus, 384 nucleotides. The record is from the annotation of a GenBank genome assembly. Lineage: Eukaryota; Metazoa; Arthropoda; Insecta; Coleoptera; Chrysomelidae.